Molecule: messenger RNA, 1051 nt
Organism: Mytilus californianus (California mussel)
Lineage: Eukaryota; Metazoa; Mollusca; Bivalvia; Mytilida; Mytilidae
Product: lithostathine-1-like
Exons: 9
Coding region: 140-976 (278 amino acids)
Source: RefSeq, a predicted model, not a curated record
CAAACGGAAUAUUGAUUUGCAUCGUCAAAAAUAAUGCGAAAAUUAUGAAAUCUGUUUACCUUCAUGUAUCUAGCUGGAGAACAAAAAUAGAAUCACUUUUGCUUUGAUGACUUGAAUACUCAGAAGAUUUAAUCUAUACAUGGUUCUUCUAACAGUGGUAUUCAUUUCGCAAAGUACAUGUGUAAUUCAGUUAUUACCUAGACAGAUACCAGGACAGAUACCAGGACAGAUACCUAGGCAGAUAAUACCUCGACAGGUAAUAACGAGACAAGGUGUAGAGGAAGAACAACAACAAAUAUUUCUUAUCAGUGAUGGUGAAACAGCAGUGGGUGGUACUGGACGUGGCACAGGAUCAUUUUUGCAAUUGUUUCCUAUUCCUCUUUUGACACUUGCUGUACCCAUGAUGGCAAUGGCGAUGAUGACAAUGAUGAAUACUGUUACUGAUGGAACAACUGUUGCGGCACCAAUUGUUCCCGUUACUGUGCCAACAACACAAUCAGCUGCACAAACAACACCAUGUGUUCCCGCAGAUUGUCCAAAUAGAUAUGUGUUGUUAGAUGACCAAACCGUUAGUCCUAAUUGUUACUUUAUAAAUGAACAGGACGAUGAUGAUCGGUUAGCGUGGGCUAGUGCUCUGGUGAAAUGUAUCAGGACACCAGGAGCCUACCUAUGGAUGCCAAGUAGUGAAACACAAGUUAACGCUGUAUUUGAAAAGCUUAGUUUCCCGAAAAACACUGACGUAUGGACUGGUGGAUAUAGUCCUGACAAUAACGGAAAUUAUGUAUUUGCCGUAACCAAUAGUCCUUUGCCCUAUACGAAUGUUCCAUUUGGAGAGACUUUUUCUUUUCAAAGCAGCGAAUGUAUUACUAUUCGAAUCAGAUCUUCCGAGGGUACGGAAGCACCGAAAUGGGAUGAUGAACCCUGUGCAUCGAGAUAUAGAUAUAUUUGCGAAUUUCCGAGGAAAACCUGUCCAUAGAAUUGUAUGUGGUCAUUGUUAUAUUUCAAUGGACGAAUUGUCGGAUGCGUAGUGCAAUAAAAUAACAAAUAAGAA